This is a messenger RNA of Aricia agestis (brown argus), 3495 nucleotides long. RefSeq lists its product as uncharacterized. The record is from RefSeq and is a predicted model, not a curated record. Gene Ontology annotation, molecular function: protein binding. NCBI's taxonomy places the organism in Eukaryota, Metazoa, Arthropoda, Insecta, Lepidoptera, Lycaenidae. Gene Ontology annotation, cellular component: plasma membrane. The transcript is spliced from 5 exons. The coding region runs from base 107 to 3091 and encodes 994 amino acids.
UGCACCGCUCCCAGAGUCAGCCCGGCCCGGCCAGCGAGCGAGUCGAGAGCGCGAUGCCCCCGCGGGCCCGCCGAUCGUGACGGCGGAGUGCGGCGCGGUCGGCAGCAUGGCACUGCGGCUAGUGCUGCUGGGCGCGCUGGUGGCGUGGGGCGCGCGCAGCGCUGCCGGCGGCUGCGGCGUGGCGGAGUUCGCGUGCCGGAGCGGAGCGUGCGUGCGGCUGGACGCGUACUGCGACGGCGAGGCCCAGUGCGCGGAUGGCAGCGACGAGCCGGCGGGCUGCUCGGUGUGCAACCGCACAUACUACGGGCGCGUCGGCGUGGCGUACGGCGUGGAGUUGCGCGGGGCGCCGCGGGCGCCGUUCCUGUGCCACCUGACGUUCACGGCGGGCGGAGGCGCGCACGGCGACCUGGUGCAGCUGCAGCUGGACGAGUUCCGCGUGGGGCGGUACGAGGCGGGCGCGCUGGACGGAUGCCCGGACGGCUACAUGCAGCUGUCGGAGCUGGGCCGGCCCUUCACGGGCGGCUCGUGGUGCGGCUCGGCGGACGGCGCGGCGCUCUACUACAGCGAGACUGCCACCGUCACCGUGUCCGUCAAACUGUUCCGCGCCCGCCUUGGGGAGCCCUUCGGCUUCCGGCUGCAGUACAAGUUCCUGGCCCAGCGCGACGCCAUCGUCAGGUUCGGCGCGGCGGAGGCGCCGCUGGAGCGCGGCGCGGUGUCGCCGGGCACGUAUUGCACGCGCACCUAUGAGGAGUGCCACCGCAAGCCGUGCCGCCUGCAGAGCCCCAACUACCCCGGCAUGUACCCGCGCAACGUCACCUGCUACUGGUCGCUGCGCCAGAAGGACAUCCCCACGUGCAAGCACGCCAUGAUCUCGGUGCGGCAGGAGUUCUCGCACAAGAUGCAGAUCAAGCGGUCGAUCAGCAUGGCCAGCCUGAACAAGACGGGGCGGGCGGUGCGCGCGUGGCGCGAGUGCACGGGCGAGCGCGACCGCCUCAUCGUGUACGACGGCGCCAGCACCGACGACCCCGUGCUGGUGGAGUACUGCGGCGGCGACUGGCUGCCCCGCGUCACGGCGCGCGGGCCCGAGAUGCUCGUGGCCUUCCACUCGUCGCCGUUCAGCGCCCCGCCACGAGCCGCGCCCGCGCUCGCCCCGCUGCGGGGCUUCGAGCUCGACGUCGACGUCAUCUUCGCCAACUCCGACUCGCUCGACUACGCCAGGGAGGCCCGCCGCUGCGAGUUCCACGUAAAGGCCUCCUCGUCGGAGGAGGAGCUGAACGCGACGGCAAGCGCGGCGCGAGGGCGGCGCGGGCGGUUGCGGGCGCCGGCGCACACCUUGCCGCCCCACACCACCUGCACCUGGACCUUCCACGGCCGCCCAGGUGACCUCGUGUGGAUAUACUUCUCGAGCUUCACGCACUAUUCGCUCGUGGAGCCGCGUAGAGUGGAGAGCGGCGAGCGGGACGAGGAGGCGGGAGGCCCCGCCUCCCCGCGCCCCGCCGCCGACCCUCGCGCCGGGGUCAGCGGCGCCUGCGCCGUCGAGCUGCGCAUCUGGGACGGAGGAGGGGGCAGCGACGCGGGCGCCUCGCUCGGCCGCUAUUGCGACGUCACGCCGGCGCUGUGCGCGCGCGCCGCGCUCGCCAACGCCACGCGGUCGCCUCGGCCCUGCGCGCCGCCGGACGGCUACGUGUCGGCGGCGCCGCUGCUAUCGAUGGCGGCGACCACGCGGCCCGGCACCGCGACGCACCCGCUCGCCUUCGCACUGCACUACGAGUUCGUGGACGCCCGGCUCGAGGGCGAGCCGCUGCCGAUCUCAGAGACGCGCGUGCGCGCGGAGCCGGCGGAGUGUGCGCGCCGCCUCACCGAGCCGGGCGCGUUCACGUCGCCGCGCAACGCGCUGUGGUUCGGGCGCGGCGGUGGGCGGCGGCUGCGCUGCGUGUAUCGGCUGCAGGCGGCGGGCGGGCGCGUGGAGCUGCGCCUGCUGGCGGCGACGUUCGGGCGCGAGGGCCGCUGCGUGACGCGCGUGGACCCGGUGACGGGGCGGCCGACGUGUGCGCCGGAGGAGGGCGGGGAGGCGCGGCCGAGCGAGCCGCCCCCGGAGCUGGACGACACGGGAGAGCCGCCGCUGCGGGUGCCGCACCUGCGUAUAUACGAGUCGCCAUGGCCCGGGUACCGCGUGCCGCUGGGCUGCAUCUGCGACAACGUGAGCGCGCCGCUGACGCUGGUGUCGGGCGGACCGGCGCUGGAGCUGGAGCUGGCGGCGUCGGCGCUGGCACCGGGGGAGGACCACCGCCACCUGCACUUCCGCGCGGACUGGCAGCGCCGCCCCGCGCCGCCACACUGCCCCGCCGCGCGCCGCUUGCCGCCGCCCGGACACAGGGUGCACCUCGUCUAUCCCUACAGCGGCAACAAGAUAUCGUCGUGCGGCGAGACGCCGUUCCUGCUGACGGCGCGCGGCAAUCGCAGCGUGUUCCUGCGCGUGUGGGGCGAGGAGCUGCCGACGGGGACGGGUGCAGGGGGCGGGGAGGUACCGCCCUGCGCCACCGCGAACCGCGUGCUCGUGUACGACGCGCACUCCACCCGCUUGCUGCGCGCCGUGUGCCCGGGCGCCGACGACGCGCGCGCUGUGCAGCUGUUCAGCGUCGAGUGGUGGGCCGGCGCCGCCGCACGCGCGCCCGCGCUUCUCGUCGUAUGGGCUGCGCGUGAGGAGGGCGCCGCGCGCUUCGCCUGGAUGGAGGUGUGGCGCGGCGCGGCGGGCCCGGGCGGUGCGCCGGCCAACGCCUCGUGCGCGCACUGGUGCGCCGCGCUGGGCGCCUGCAUGCCCGCUGCGUUGUGGUGCGACGGCGGCGUGGACUGCCCGGGCGGCGCGGACGAGGCGGGCGCGUGCGGCGCAGGCGCGCGGCUUCUGGCGGCGCUGCGCGCAGGCGGCGGUGCGGGAGCGGGCGCGGCGGCGGCGCUGCUCGUACUGCUGCUGCUGCUAGCGGCGGCGCUGUGCCGGCGCCGCGCGCACAAGCGGCCGGCGGGCGGCGCGCCGCGGCGGUUAACGGAGGAGCUGCUGUACGACGCGUCGCGUGCGUCGUCGGCGGCGUCCUGACGGCACGAGCGCUCCGUCGAGUACAUCCACGUGGACCGCGAGACCACGGUGUGACGGAGCGCCGCGCCCGCCCGGGCCUCGGCCGGGUUUCGUUAGUCGAAUUCAGUAGGACCGCUAGUCGUGAAUCGCCGGGGAGCCCUACACGCGAGUGGCACGUGCGCUGCGGGGCGCUGUCGCACGUCGUGGCGCGUCGUAGCGCGUAGCUGCGCGGGGGGCGGCGAGUGUACAUAUUAUUGUGUAUAGAGCGGUGAUCGGGGCCGCCGCGGGUUAUGUUCGGUCGUUAUGUUUUGUACUUAUGAAUACUAUGUAUGUAUAUUCUAUUAAUUAUAUUUCCGAUAAACUAUCCCGUCCCUCGUUUUCACUAAGAAUGUGGAUCGCUAAAAUAAAUACAUAGUUUAAACUGA